UCAUUACCGCACUGCAUCGUAUCAGCUCCACAACUACUGCUACCACUUCUUCUCCUAUAAGUCUCAUCUCAUCUCUACCCUUCAACACCCCCCUCACUCACUCACUAUCCAUUCUUCUUCUUUGGCAUGCUUUGCUAAUUAUCAUUUUCAUCACCAUUGUUUCACAUUUUUCACACAUGGCUCUUCACAAUUUGCCACUUAAAUUUCUCAUCUUCUGCUUAAUCAAAGGUGUUUUGGGGACUACUUUUACAUUUUCGAACAAGUGCGACUACACGGUCUGGCCAGGGAUUCUCGGCACCCCAGCUCUCGACACGACCGGAUUCGAACUUGCCAGGGGAAAAUCGCGGUCCAUUCAAGCUCCGGCAGGGUGGUCGGGCCGGUUCUGGGGGAGAACCCGUUGUAAUUUCGAUGGAUUAGGCCAUGGGUCGUGUGCCACAGGAGAUUGUGGUUCAGGACAAAUGGAAUGCAAUGGAGCCGGAGCAGCCCCACCCGCUACUCUAGCAGAGUUUACUCUUGGGUCCGGGUCCGGUACACAGGACUUCUACGACGUCAGCCUUGUUGAUGGGUACAAUAUACAAAUGAUCGUGGAGGUGAGUGGCGGAUCCGGUGGUUGUGGUACUACAGGUUGCGUCGAUGACUUGAACCAGCGGUGUCCAAGCGAGCUGAGGGUGGCUGAUGGUGGAGGGUGUAAAAGUGCGUGUGACACGUUUGGAACGCCGGAGUACUGUUGCCAGGGUGCCUUCGGUUCGCCAGCGGCUUGUCGCCCUACUGCAUACUCGGCGUUGUUUAAAUCGGCGUGCCCGAAGUCCUAUAGCUACGCCUUCGAUGAUGCAACUAGCACGUUCACGUGUACGGGUGCUGAGGAUUACACCGUCGUGUUUUGUCCCUCGAUACACAGUGAUAGCAUAAAAUGGAAAGCGGGCAACAUGAGCCAUGAUUCACUGAAUGCAUUGUACGACUUGUAUGCGCGUCUUGCAUCAGGCUCACCGGUCAUCACGAACCCUUGUUUGUUAAACCUUAUGCUUGGUUUGGCUAUUUAUGUAAUCUCAAUUUGGCAUACGUCUUUUCUAAUGUUGUAACCAAUGUAAUGGUAUUCUUACAUGUACAUUUAAUGAGAAAUUUUUUCAGAAAUGAGAAUUUCUUUUAUAGAAA
Helianthus annuus (common sunflower) is the source of this 1152-nucleotide messenger RNA. Its product is annotated as thaumatin-like protein 1. The transcript has 3 exons. Gene Ontology annotation, cellular component: extracellular region. Lineage: Eukaryota; Viridiplantae; Streptophyta; Magnoliopsida; Asterales; Asteraceae. Bases 177 to 1079 code for a protein of 300 amino acids. Gene Ontology annotation, biological process: defense response. The record is from RefSeq and is a predicted model, not a curated record.